Cryptotermes secundus is the source of this 2290-nucleotide messenger RNA. RefSeq lists its product as uncharacterized. Gene Ontology annotation, molecular function: odorant binding. NCBI's taxonomy places the organism in Eukaryota, Metazoa, Arthropoda, Insecta, Blattodea, Kalotermitidae. The transcript is spliced from 8 exons. The coding region runs from base 385 to 1467 and encodes 360 amino acids. The record is from RefSeq and is a predicted model, not a curated record.
UUCAACAAUGUCAAAAGGGCAUUUCGGAAUAAGUUAUCGUCAAGGAAGUGUACCGACAAAAUCCUCUAUUCACAAAUUGGUGAAGAAAUUAGAGACAAUCGGAAGUGUUUUGACUCGAUAAGCAGGAGGCCGCAAGAUGUGUGAUUUCACGGUGUAGGAUAUGUAUCAGUUUUACAGGGAAUCCUACAAAAAUGGAAAGAAGUUGUUAAGGACUGUUUGGGUUUCCUAGCGAGAGAAUAACCCGGUACCAUAAGGAAGGAGAGAAAACAAAAUGAUCGUGGCCUACUAUCAGUUAAAACCUAUAUCGCCUGAAAGGAGCUAAGAUAAGCUUUAAAAUAUCAGGAAAGCAGGUUGUCUGCCAACGGUAAUUAGAAUCCAAGGACCAUGCACUUUUGGGCGUUUUUAUGUUACGCACUCGUGUACUGGAGCGGCCCCGCAAACGGUUUCGGAGGAGCAGAUGAUCGGUACAUUAAGAAGUACGCCAUGAUGAAGGUGUACGAGAGCUGCUUCGGUUCCGACGUAGUGAAGGAAGUGAGGCAGGAGAUGAAAGCUGCGUGCGCCAAGUGCGCAGGCGUGUCCGCAACAGCGCCCGGCCAGGCCGCCCCUGCCGCAGCGGACGCUGCAGACAAGAGGAAACCUCUGCUAGGCCCUGUUCCACCCACAUUUGACGCUACUAGGCUACAGCAAGCCAUUCUAGGCUUCAGGUCUCCAGUGCAACAGAAUCCUCUCCUGGGCGGAUACGCGCAGCCGAACCCUGCAAUUACGCCCCAGUACAGGCCUGCAGGAUUCUACCCCCAGCAAUUUCCUUUUUACUACCCUGCUGUGCCCGGUGGUUCUCUGUACAGCCCCCAAGCUCUGUCCUACCAGGGCGUCUACCCCGCAGUGCCAAAUCCCUAUUUCCAGUCUCCUUUCUACCCUGGAGCAGUGUCUUACUCAUCCAGCCAGAGAGUUUCGAGAGAUCUCGACAUCAGAGGACAACUGGAAACUCUGACGUCACGCCUCAGCGGCAAGAUAAGGAAUGUGACGUGUGUGAUGCAGGAACUCGGCUACUUGGAUGAGAAUUUGGAGCCCAACUUUGAGAAGAUUUCAGAAAGAAUCAACAGACUACCAGUUGGAGAGGAACUGAAGAAGGACAUGGUUGAAGGCGUCCAGUUCUGCAAACAGUUUGCCCAAUGUGUUCCUGAGACUAGAAAGGAUAGGUUUCAGCUCUCUCGAGAACUAGUGAAACCCAUGUUUUUCUUCAGAUGCUACAAGCAUAAGAAGCUAGAAGCUUGCAUCAUGAAGGACGUGAGGGAGAGGUACACCCCUGGUGAUGACAUGGCUGCCCCCGACGAGGACAACAUUGGGAGCGGAGAACUGAGAUCCCUGUCUUGGGCAAGCAGUAAGCCCGAUUAUGACGACAUGGCUACAGCCGUAUAUGAAUUCCUUUACGGUGGAGAAAAUUCUGAUCUCGAAAACAUCAUGUAAUAACAUCAAAUAUAAUACAUGACAAGUGGCAUUACUAAGAAUAUGGCAAAGGAAAUAACAUUUAUGUUACUGAAGAGAAAAUAUUUUCAGUUAGCAGCUUUAUAAUGAUAUCAGAGUUCUGUAACUUACCAUUAUCCUUGAAACCUCGAGAGUUUCAUAAGAUGGUAACAAAAGGCAUUACGAUGAGGAAUAAUCUUAUUUAUUAUCUCAGAUAUUUUCGUUUCCGUUUAAUUUUUCUGAGCUCAUUUAAGAGCUGCAAAUAAUUAUGUCAGAAUUCUUUUUGAAAGAAGUAAAUAUUUUUUCCAUUAUAUACAAUUAUAUACGUGGCACGUUAUUAUUAUGAUUUAAGCAGACUUAAGCGUUGCCAAAUUAAAAAAUAUAAUUUCAUAAAAUAUAGGAAAAUUGAAUCAUCAUUUGAAAUUAAUUAUGAACAAAUUUUAUAUAAAAAUUGUCAGGAAUCUCGUAGCCUAUUUAGGAUCUCAACAAAAUAAGAAUGUUCAUUUGUUUACAGGCUCAUAGAACAAAAAUCCUUUUUAUUUUCAAUAUAUAAUGAAGGCAAAACUGAAUUCAUUUCCAAAGUUAGCAUCAUUUAGACACAGUGAGCAUGCUGCAACGGUGAUAGGCAUGGUGUUUACUAACAUUUCUUUCCUUACAUACUCCUUUACCGACCGAGAACGGAAGUAUGACCGUUUUCAUACAACCAGUACUGGAAACGUGCAAAUCGGGGAAUCCCCGACUGGAUGGUAUCCUGGUAUAUGGCUGUAUUAGGGAAAGCCUCAUAUCAUACAGUCUGUUGAAGUACGCCUAUUAUAGGGGGCCGAUA